Molecule: messenger RNA, 768 nt
Organism: Penicillium daleae
Lineage: Eukaryota; Fungi; Ascomycota; Eurotiomycetes; Eurotiales; Aspergillaceae
Product: alpha/beta hydrolase
Exons: 1
Coding region: 1-768 (255 amino acids)
Biological process (GO): protein depalmitoylation
Cellular component (GO): cytoplasm
Molecular function (GO): palmitoyl-(protein) hydrolase activity; carboxylic ester hydrolase activity
Source: RefSeq, a predicted model, not a curated record
AUGCCGACAAAAACGCCCACCCAGUCCGACUUCCCCUCCAAUCUCACCGUCACCAUCACCCUCCCUCCUUCUUCCACCUCCACACCAACCCCGAACAUCCUCCUCCUACUACACGGCAUUGGCGACUCAGCCGCAGGCUUCACAUCAUUCGGCCGCGCCCUACGCCUCCCCGAAACAACUAUCAUCACCAUCCAAGCUCCAGCCCCGCUCCCCUUCGAUCUUGGCGGCUUCCACUGGGGCGACGAUCUAUCCUUCGACAGCCGAACCGGCGCACUAGACAUGGACGCAGGAUUCUCGCGGAGCACAGCUCUCCUCACGAAUGAAAUUAUCCGCCAGGUACUCGUUGAAAAAUGCGGCUACCAACUACGCGAGAUCAUGAUCCUGGGAUUUGGACAGGGCGGUAUGGUCGGUCUAGCCGCGGCGCGGGAGUUAGGCAGCGCAGCUGGAAAGGAGAAUCAGGACCGGAUAAGUGGGGCACUCGCAGGCGUGAUUUCUAUCGGGGCACCAUAUGCACUAUCUGGCACGCGUUCUGGCGCGAAGAAUCGCUCGCCAGUGCUGCUUGUUGCGGGACGGGACUCGGAGGCUGUGUCGGAUGGGGCGGUGCGUAGGACGAAGGAUGUCUUUGAAUUCGUGGAGGUUAGUCGGUAUGCGCGGAAAGGGGAUGGAAUGCCUUCGAAUCGGGAUGAGAUGCUUCCUGUGAUGCAGUUCUUUGCGAGGAGGUUGCGUAGUCGACAGGGUGUACCGGAGGGGAGUGUUGAGAUUGGGUGA